This is a messenger RNA of Aspergillus ibericus CBS 121593, 2705 nucleotides long. RefSeq names its product NIF domain protein. The transcript has 2 exons. The record is from RefSeq and is a predicted model, not a curated record. Bases 109 to 2301 code for a protein of 730 amino acids. Gene Ontology annotation, molecular function: phosphoprotein phosphatase activity. Lineage: Eukaryota; Fungi; Ascomycota; Eurotiomycetes; Eurotiales; Aspergillaceae.
CUCCUCCCGCUUCGUCGCCGUUGUCGCCGCCGCCGCCGUUUUCUUCUUCUUUUGUCUCCGGGCUUGCGUCAAAUUCCUGAAGGCCAUUAUUCCCACUGGUCAUAUCUAAUGUCGCGGGCGCGCCAAUGCUGCUCACUCCCACGUCUGCCUCUACUUGCUAUCCGGCCUCGUCCCGCCUCCAUCGCCCCCUCUCCUGAUCGCAAGUUUCGAAGUGGGGGGUCUCCCAAGCUUGGCCCGGAAUUAGUCGCUUGUCAUCGCGCCCCUCUCGCACUCCGCUCAUGCUUCCAUUCCUCGACGAACCGACCCCAAGUCCCUGUCCGUAAUAGCCGGACCGUCGAUCCCAACAUGGAACCCCCAAAGCCUCCUACAAAUAACACAUCCGGCGUUGACAAUCGCAUCCGCCCCAACGGCUCACCUGCUAUUAUCCCAUCUGAGGAGAAGCCGUCAUGGAGGCCGUAUAAAGGCCGUUGGAGAUCGAGGAAGGCGAACCGUAAAGGCACCGACGAACUCGAUACGACGACACCGGAAAGUGCUACAGCUCCUAGCGCGCGGUCAUGGCGACCACGACGAAACAAACAAUUCGCUGAGAGGAGAGUGCAGGAAGAAAGGAAUCUACAAGCAUCACAGCCUGUCAAUACAGCAUCUUAUACACAGGGUAAUCCGACUCAAGCCGGUCCUUUGAAUUUCGAAAACUUCAGUCCGGCUCCAACGUUUCCAGGGUUCCCGGGUGGCAUGGCCAUGCCAAACGAGACUGGCCUAGGCUUUCAGCAGCCUUUUUUGCAGCUUCCAUGGGAGCAGCAGCAAUUAUUACCCCAGCAUCCUCUGGGCCAAUCCGCACAUAAUCCUCUCAAUUUCCCUACAUGGAAUGAUCCCGGCGCCUUUGCCGCUCAAUUCCCUCCCAUGCCGCCACCCGCAUUCAUGAACUUUGCCCUUACAAAUCCAUUGAUGGCAAUGCCCUUACUCGGCCCUAUGGCCUUCCAAGCAGCCGGCUCUGCCAAUACGCCCAGCCCCCUUCCAGAGUCUCCCUCAGCUGAACAGCGUGCAGGAGAAGCGAGACGGGAAGCUGCUAAGGGGUACAGAGACAGGGUUCGGACGGUUAAAGCCGACAAUCGUAGGAGUCCUCGUUCUGAGUCACCCGAGGUUACGGUGGAACUGAAAAGACCCAUGCCAACAAAGGCCUAUCUCGAUCAGUCGUCUCAACCGCCCAAACGAAACUUCUGGUCGCAGCCUCUUCUGGUCAUCCUCGACUUGAAUGGUACACUUGUCCACCGGAAAGACCGUUCGCUGCCGCCCCGAUUCCAGAGAAGGGCGGGAUUGGAGGAUUUUCUAAAGACCCUGUUGAAGAAGUAUAAAGUCAUGGUCUGGUCGAGUGCCCGGCCCCCCACCGUUGACGGCAUCUGCCGACAGCUCUUUUUGAGCAAGAGCCGCAAACGAGUCGUUGCAGAAUGGAGCCGAACCCACUUCAAGCUACACAAGAAGCAAUACAAUGCCAAAAUUCAGGUCUACAAAACCCUGGACACGGUAUGGGCCGAUGAAGGCGUACAGGCUUCGUAUCCUAGCCUCCGCGCUCCGAAUAUCUCAGUGCCCGAUACUUUCCAAAAGACUCGCUGGGACCAGACCAAUACUAUUCUAAUCGACGACAGCAUCAUCAAAGCGAGCAGCGAACCACACAAUCUCCUCGAGAUCCCAACAUUCGAUGAAUCUGCAGGCCCGGAGGACACUACUACUUUGGUUAAGGUCUUGAGGAUUCUCGAGGAACUGGCCAAACACGACGACGUCAGUCAGGUACUCCACCACUGGCAACGUACCAUUUCCAAGGGGUCCAGCAUUCUCGACCUCGAGUUUGAACAUGAACCUCAACCGUACGGCCCACCCACCUUGGCUGAGGUCACCGAAGCCCGCAAGCAACAGCGCAAAGCCCGGAAACGUGCAAGGGCUGCGGAAAAACGCAGGGGGGCUAAGAUCAACGAGAUAGGAGAGCAUCUGGCCGCAAAGACAGAAGUGCCUCCCACCACCCUCCCGACCACCACCACCAUCAUUUCCGCAGAAACUGCAACAGCCGAAACUGACACCACUCCCGCGCACGUUUCUACUUUCUCCUCUCGUCCUCCGUCCCCCGCAUCUUCAAUUUCCUUGCCCGAUUCGAUCGCCGGUGGCACCACCGUCCCUGCUGGGCUCGAAGAAACCAAUACCACCACCCACAGCAGUGAUUCAACCAACCGCUCACCAUCUCCCGCCCCAUCCACUCAAUCCGAGAACUUCCUUCUCGACCGGCUAGAGGAGUCAUUGAAGAACGUCUAAGCGAUUGAUACUACAUUACUCUGACUGCUAUCUUAUCCCUUCUUAUUUGGUUUUGUCAGAUAUUCUGAUUUGGAGUACAUAUCAUUCGUCUGGGUAUUUAUUUGACUUGUUUGGGGUCGGAAUUUUUGGGAUGGGGGUGGGAUACUGGUGUAUUUAUGGCAGGAGUGAUAUGUAUAUAGGCGGUGUUCUAUGUAAGGAUUGAGAUCGCGGGGUUGGGGUUCUGGAACAAGAGCAACGAAGCCGGUCCGGUACUGGCUGGUUGCGAUAUGCAUUAGGUUGGUUGGACUACUAUGGGCACUGAGCAUAUGGGGCAUGUGGAGUCAUGGACGCAUUUAGAUAAGAGAACUUGCGAUAGACUGCUUAAUUAACGGAUACAACAGUUACGAGGUAUUGUUACAUCAAGG